Molecule: messenger RNA, 2900 nt
Organism: Labeo rohita (rohu)
Lineage: Eukaryota; Metazoa; Chordata; Actinopteri; Cypriniformes; Cyprinidae
Product: complement factor B
Exons: 18
Coding region: 54-2342 (762 amino acids)
Biological process (GO): complement activation; proteolysis
Cellular component (GO): extracellular region
Molecular function (GO): serine-type endopeptidase activity
Source: RefSeq, a predicted model, not a curated record
CCUGUCCAUUUGCUUCUGUUUUUUAUCUUAGCUGAAGACUUGGAAUAAACAGCAUGGAGUGUAAGCAGCGGCUGAAAUGGUUAAUGCUUGCAAUGAUUUGCCCUCUUAUUGCAGGUGCUCCAUCCUCCAUGUCCAAAAGCGACAAUUCAUGUCCUAAAGAGAAUCUAAACAUUAUUGGAGGGAGCUUUGUUCUUAAAGAUGGCUAUUCACAUGGGAGCCUUCUAAAAUACAUUUGUCCGAAUGGAUAUUACCCAUCGAUUCAGUCACGUCUUUGUCAGGGUGAACAAUGGACCCCAAAGCCCAAAAUCAGAAAACCUGCAGUGUGCAAAAAGAUCACGUGUCCCAAUCCUCGUGUUUUCGAGAAUGGAGAGGUGAGUCCAUACAAGGACAAGUACUACGUAAAUGACACAACCACCUACUCAUGUCAUUCCGAUUAUAUCCUCCGUGGCUCAGCGGUCCGUGUUUGCAAGCCUAAUGGGAAGUGGAAUGGAAGCACACCAAUUUGUGGACGUGACUCUGAUCACUGUCCUGAUCCUGGUGUUCCCCCUGGUAGCAGUCGAGCAGGGAACGUGUUUAACAUAGACGACAAAGUCACGUACCGCUGCGAGAGACCAUUGACCUUGAUUGGUUCCAAAGUGCGAGUGUGUCAGGAUGGUGGCCAGUGGUCAGGAACAGAGCCACAAUGUUACGCUGAUUUCACAUACGACACCCCAGAGGAAGCAUCAGACGCUUUCAGCAGUUCUCUAAAGUCAGAUCUAGGGGUUUCUCAGCAGUUUGAACAAGAAGAUCAGCAGGGGAAGAAAAUAACUAUGGAUCAGGGUGGAAAACUUGAUAUUUACAUUGCUGUGGAUGCAUCUGACAGCAUAGAUGAGGAGGAUUUUACAAAAGCAAAAACCACCAUUAAACUGCUUAUAGAGAAGAUUAGUUAUUACCCAGUCUCCCCAAACUAUGAGAUCCUGGUGUUUGCUACAAAUGUUUCACCGAUAAGCCGAAUAAGGAACUUCAAACUUAAUAAAAAUGAAAGAAGCCUAGAGAGAAUUUUUGAAGACCUGGACAAAUUUACUUAUGACAAUAAAGGCGAUAAAACAGGUACCAAUAUCGCCAAAGCCUAUUCAGAGAUUUAUGAGAGCAUGGUCAUGGAGAAGAACAGCAAUGAAACGGCCUUCAGUGAGACUCAACAUAUCAUCAUUUUAUUCAGUGAUGGUCAGGCAAACAUGGGGGGGAAUCCCAAACCUAAAGUGGACCAGAUUAAACAUCUUGUCACCAGAAAUGAUCCAAACCGAGAGAAGAAACUUGAUCUUUAUGUAUUUGGAGUUGGAGAAGAUGUGAAUCAAGAAGACAUAAAUGACUUUGUGUCACACAAGGACGAAGAAAAACAUUUCUUUAAGCUUCCAGACUUGGCAGCAGUGCAACAGAUGUUCGACGACAUGAUUGAUGAGAGCACCAGUGUAGGAUUGUGUGGGGUUGUGUGGGAAGGCUUGGAAAAUAAACGCCGUGCAUUUCCCUGGUUGGCGCAGAUUAAUGUUGCUCGUCCUCCAAAGGGUUCCAAUUGCAUGGGGUCAUUAGUUACCUCAAGUUACAUCUUGACAGCGGCUCACUGCUUCUUGGAGGGAGACACACCUGAAAAGAUAACAGUUAAACUAGACAAAGACCUGAUUGUAAAAGUGAAAAAAUAUGUACUUCAUCCUAAAUAUAACAUCACCGCAAAAAAGCAUAUGGGAAUAAAGGAAUAUUACGAAUUUGAUGUAGCUCUUGUACAGCUGGAAAAAUCUGUUAAGAUGACUUCUACUUUACGACCAAUCUGCAUCCCAUGCACUAAAGAAACCAAUGCAGCACUGAAACUUUCAGAAAGUGAAGGGACGUGCAAGAAACAUGAGGAACUACUAAUAAUGAGCAACGAGCUUGUGGAAGCCGCUUUCACAUCUGAAAUGGAUACUGAUAAUAGUCCAAAAAAAAUAAAAAGCAUCACGAUCAAGCAAGGAAAAUAUCGGGGUGCUUGUGUUGAAGAUGCAAAAAAAGCCGAAGGAAUCGAAGUGAAAAAUGCCGUGGAAGUAGUUACAGACAAUUUUCUGUGCAGUGGUGGUACUGAACCAAAAACAGAUGAUGUUGCCUGCAAAGGUGAAUCAGGUGGGGCCACUCAUGUGAAUAAAAAAGGUCGAGUGAUUCAGGUUGGUGUCAUAAGCUGGGGAGUGAAGGACAUCUGCAAGGGAAACAAUAAUAGAUUCACUUCAGUGUCAGACUCCAGAGAUUUCCAUUCAAAUCUUUUCAGUGAGAAGAUACGCUCAUUCCUUAAAGAACACCUAGAAAAUGACAACAUAGGAAACCCUCUUACAUUCUUGUGAAUCCUUUAGCAGAGUGAAAAUGUGGGAGUGCUGUUUGAUUAAACACUAGUUUGUUUUCUGAUUAAUAUAUUCAAUUUUAUGCCAAGUAGCUGGUCUUUGUUUAAAAAAAUAAUACAGUUUAUUAUCAACAGUCUUUUAUGUUUUACUGAUUUAAAUGUCAAGUCUUUGUUAUGUCUAUGUUGGUGCAGGACUGUCAGUACUGUAUAUCCAACAACUGGCAGGCAGGGGAGUUUCAUUGUUGUUGCAAUUUCACAUUUUAUUUCCAUCUGUCUUGAGAAUGAUAAUAGCAAGUAUGUCACUUAACCUGCGCUUUAGGGCUGAAUUGUAAUGGAAAGAAUAUGAAGAUUACAUAAUGAGAAAUGACCCAUUGUCAUGAUAACAUGUAUUCCAAACACAGGUAUGGCUGGAUGUCCCAAAGUACAUAAACCAUUCUGUACAAUCAGUGUUGGGAAGGUUACUUUGGAAAUGUAAUACAUUGCAGAUUACAAAUUACUCUGUUUAAAAUGUAAUGAGUAGUGUAACUUUUCAAUUACUUUAUUAAAGUAAUGUAACUUAUUA